UUGUUUUAACCUUAGGCUGCUGCUCAUCUUCUCACUCUUGAUGGUAAAGCAAACUGGUGUGGCAAUGGCUAGUUCUUAUUUUCAAAUGGUUGUGAGCAUUAUGGAUUUCUAACUUUCUGAUUUGUCGUAUAAGGAAGAAGAUUAUGACCUGUUCUUUUUAUCAUGUUCUGAAUUGAAAUAAUCACCACCUUACCCUUUUUAUUUUUACUCUUUUGAGAGGACCUCUCUCUCAGCUAAGAUCCAUUCAUUCACCUGGUAGAACAUGGUUUUGAACAGAUUGUGUGGUUUGAAACUUUGAAUACAAUACUUUUAGUAUUUAAAUGUCCUUGACAUGUUUUGUCUCCGCUUGAUCACACAUCUUUUUCAUAUGUUGCUUGUUUUAGUUUUUAAUCACGAUUUUAAGUAUUUGGAUCCAAUAUGUUACAUAUAACACCAAAUACAGCAUUGCAAAAUAAUUUUAAUAUUUGUUAUGUUUGGGAUUAAUGAUUUGAAUUUGAGAUUGGAAAAAGUUUAGUUUAAAAUUUGUAUUAAAAAAUUUCAAUUCCAAAUUCAAGGUCUGAUCCUGCUUUUAUAUUAAACUAUAUACAAACAGAAUAUAUAUAUAUUUGAUACGUAGAUGUACGAGCACUGCACUGUGCCUUGUGCUAGCUAAUAAACUACUAUCUCUGUUUUCAAUUUUUCAAACACCGACUAUUUGUUUUUAUUUUAUUUAAAAAAUAUAUUAUUUUUUAUUUUCAGACUUUUAAAAAUUAUUAUCAUAAAUCUGAAUAAGGCAAUUUAAAAGUCCUAUUACCAAAAUUAUAUCAUUAUGAUUGUCACAAUUUAAAACGAAUAUAUCAAAUCAUAUUGUUUUUGCAUUAACUCAAUUCAACUCACUAGUCUUUCUAUUCAAAUAUUCUAUAUAUAUUGGGACGGUCUAAAUUCCUAACAUCAAUCUAUUCCCGUAUCAUCAUUUUUUUAUUAAAUUUUUCUCACGUAAAUUUUGUUUUUCUUCCUUCAACUUUAUUUUUGAUGUGAAUUAUGUCACAUUCUUCCUAAUUAAUAAUGCGUUGGUGUUACCUUUCUAAAAUAAUAAUAAUAAUAAUAAUAAUGUGUCUGUGUUGUUUGCUUAUAUCCAAAGCCCAAACAAACUUAAUCUAUUUGAUUUCAUUUUACAUAUAAUAGAUGCUACUUUAACAAUAUCACAAAAUAGAAUGCUACUUCUCCAAAUACAACCUAGGGAGUAUUUUUUACCACUCUCAAAAAUAGAAUGCUGGGUCAUUUAUUUAUUUUUAUUUUUUUUGGAAUUUUUCCUUAGAGAAAAAACUUAUUAUUAUUAAGAACUUAUUACUAAUUUUUAGUUUUUGCUACUGAAACUUUCAACAUUUCUUUUCUCCAAUUGACUUCGUACUCACCUUCACACCGUUUCUCUCUCUAUAUGUGAUUAUCCAAAAAACUUCCAUCCUAGUCACUGCCAUUAUAUAUUCGCUUCUUCUCUCUCUCUAUCUCUUUAUAUACUUCUUUGAUCCACAGCUAUAAUUUCUCACUAAAUUGUUAUAGUUCUCAUAUUUUGGACUGUUUGAUGCUUUUUAAUUUCUGGGUGUUCUUUGUUUUACUUUCUGGGUGUUCUUUGUUUUACUGAUAUAUACACACACACAUAUAUAGACAACCAUGAACGCCCUCGCUGGCACGAACCGCAACUUUCGCAAUGCGGCUCGCAUUCUUGGGUUGGACGCUAAGAUUGAGAAGAGUCUCCUCAUCCCAUUCAGAGAAAUCAAGGUGGAGUGCACGAUUCCCAAGGAUGAUGGAACUCUGGUAUCUUACGUUGGAUUCAGAAUUCAGCAUGAUAAUUCUCGUGGGCCCAUGAAAGGAGGGAUCAGAUACCAUCCUGAGGUUGACAUUGAUGAGGUAAAUGCUCUGGCUCAACUAAUGACUUGGAAGACUGCUGUCGCAGAUAUUCCAUACGGUGGAGCCAAGGGUGGAAUUGGGUGCACACCAAGGGAGUUGAGUAGGAGUGAACUAGAACGUCUUACCCGUGUCUUCACUCAAAAGAUUCAUGAUCUUAUUGGAGUUAAUACUGAUGUUCCAGCACCAGAUAUGGGAACUAAUGCCCAGACUAUGGCAUGGAUUUUGGAUGAGUACUCAAAAUUUCAUGGUCACUCGCCCGCUGUUGUGACAGGAAAGCCCCUAGAUCUAGGUGGAUCACUGGGUAGGGAGGCCGCAACUGGACGUGGUGUUGUUUAUGCCACGGAAGCUUUACUUGCUGAAUAUGGGAAGUCUAUUAAGGAUUUGACAUUUGCAAUUCAGGGUUUCGGAAACGUGGGAUCUUGGGUUGGAAGACUCAUUCAUGAGAGAGGUGGUAAGGUCAUUGCUGUGAGUGACAUCACUGGAGCGGUUAGGAACCUAAAUGGAAUUAACGUACCAGAUUUGUUUAAGCAUAAAGAAGCAACAGGGAGCUUAAAUAAUUUCACUGGUGGAGAUGCCAUGCCUCCCAACGAAUUGCUGGUACAUGAAUGUGACGUUCUCAUCCCAUGUGCUUUAGGUGGAGUUCUGAACAGAGAAAAUGCUGGAAAUGUGAGGGCUAAGUUUAUCAUAGAAGCGGCAAAUCAUCCUACCGAUCCUGAGGCAGAUGAGAUUCUUUCUAAGAAAGAUGUUAUAAUACUCCCUGAUAUAUAUGCCAAUUCUGGUGGCGUGACUGUCAGCUAUUUCGAAUGGGUUCAGAAUAUUCAAGGUUUCAUGUGGGAUGAAGAGAAGGUGAACAAUGAGCUUCGAAGGUAUAUGAUAAGAGCUUUCGGUAACAUCAAGAACAUGUGCCACUCACACAAUUGCAAUCUCAGAAUGGGUGCCUUCACACUGGGGGUGAAUCGGGUUGCACGCGCCACCCUACUAAGGGGUUGGGAAGCAUAACUAGUUUUCGUUCUAUUUCUCUUCUUUCUUCAGAUAUAUUAAUUGUUAUAGCUAAACAGAGAUUCAGCUUUGUGCCUUGUAUCAAGGUUUUCUUCUGUCCUCUUCUUUCUGUUUUUAAUAUUUUAUUUUUCCUAGAGAUUGAUCAUUGUAUCCGUUUGGAGUAUUCAUUUUAAUGAAAAAUAAGAAGAAAAACGGAAUAACAUUCCACCAAUGUGUUUUGAGACUC
Cornus florida is the source of this 3112-nucleotide messenger RNA. RefSeq names its product glutamate dehydrogenase A-like. The transcript is spliced from 9 exons. Lineage: Eukaryota; Viridiplantae; Streptophyta; Magnoliopsida; Cornales; Cornaceae. Bases 1651 to 2886 code for a protein of 411 amino acids. The record is from RefSeq and is a predicted model, not a curated record. Gene Ontology annotation, biological process: L-glutamate catabolic process. Gene Ontology annotation, cellular component: mitochondrion. Gene Ontology annotation, molecular function: L-glutamate dehydrogenase (NAD+) activity.